AUGGGCGGCUGGAUCAGCAAGCAGGUGCGCUACGCGCCGCACACGGCGCGGCGCUGGGCCGCGAACCUCAACGGGCUGUCGCCGGAGGAGGCCUACGCGCCGCUGCGGCGGACACCGGAGCUCUUCGAGUCGCUGCUGCGCGACGAGUGGUUGGCGCCGACGCUCCUCGACGUCGUGCAGGCCGCGCGGCGCGGCCAGUGCCACAGGGAUCUGCGCGAAGAGGCGCCGGGCGUCUUCUCCUUCGCCAUGUUCAGCGACGCGUUCUGCCGCGACUUUCUGCAGGAGGUCGACGGCUACAUGGACUCGGGGCUGCCCAUCCGGCGGCCCAACAGCAUGAACAACUACGGGUUGAUCGUCAACGAGAUCGGCAUGUUGGACGUCAUCAGCGAGCUCCAGCGGGAGGUGCUCUGGCCCAUCGCGCGGUCCCUCUGGCCCAAGGAAGGCAGCGCGUUCCACGCGCACCACUCCUUCAUGGUGCAGUACCGCAAAACGGAGGACCCCGGGCUCGACAUGCACACGGACGACAGCGACGUCACCUUCAACGUCUGCCUCGGCGAAGUCUUCGCCGGCGCGGGGCUUACUUUUUGCGGCGGCAUGCGCCGGGAAACCCGUCACAGGUUCGCGUUCCAGUACGAGCACGUCAAGGGCCGCGCGGUCGUGCACCUCGGGUCCAAGCGGCACGGGGCCGACGACAUCUCGAGCGGCACGCGGCGCAACCUCAUCAUCUGGAACCACAACCGGAACUGGCGCGCGUCGGCCGAGUACGAGACGCGCAUGCAGCGCUACCGCCGCGAGUCCGCCGCGCCGGACGCGCGCUGCCUCUCCUACACGCACGACCGCGACUUCGCCGAGUUCAAGCCCUACCCGCCGGGCAAGGAGGAGUUCGCGGAGCGCGCCUGGUGCCCGCCGCAGCGCGCGUGCUACGACCGGAUGAAGUAA
Molecule: messenger RNA, 939 nt
Organism: Aureococcus anophagefferens
Lineage: Eukaryota; Pelagophyceae; Pelagomonadales; Pelagomonadaceae
Product: putative 2OG-Fe(II) oxidoreductase like-protein
Exons: 2
Coding region: 1-939 (312 amino acids)
Molecular function (GO): oxidoreductase activity, acting on paired donors, with incorporation or reduction of molecular oxygen; iron ion binding; L-ascorbic acid binding
Source: RefSeq, a predicted model, not a curated record